AUGUGCCCCCGCACCGACGCCUCCCUGGACCCCGAGGCCCAGCUACCGCCCGCGACCCCCGGCAGCGCCUGCCGCCCGCUGUCCUGGGCCCUGAGCGCCGCGCUGCUGCUGCUCGCGGGGACCUGCGCCGCCUGCGCGUUCCGCUGGGCCUGGCCCUCGGCCCCCGCCGCGCCGGGCCCCGGGCUCCCCGAGCUCCCCCAGCUCCCCCAGCUCCCCGAGUUCCUGCCGGACGCCGGCGCCCGCCUCCCCGACUCUCCGCAGGGCGUGUUCGCGCAGCUCGUGGCCCGAGAUGUACAGCUGACCGAAGGGCCCUUGCGCUGGUACAGUGACCCCGGCCUGGCAGGCGUGUUCCUGGGGCCGGGCCUGAGUUACGACCAGCACACUGGGGAGCUGAUGGUGGCCGAACCCGGAGUCUACUAUGUUUUCUUGCACCUAAAGCUGCAGCGGGUAGUAUCCAGCCAAGGCUCGGGCUCUGUCUCUGCCGCCCUCCACCUGCAGCCAAUUAGUGCCCCGGGUGCAGCCCUGGCCCUGACCUUGGACCUGCCUCCUCCAUCCUCAGAGGCCCGUGACUCCGCAGCUGGUUUCCGGGGCAGCUUGCUGCACCUGGACGCGGGCCAGCGCCUGGGUGUGCACCUGCGGGCUGAGGCAGGGACACACCUCGCCUGGCAGCUGGCGCAGGGCGCCACCGUCUUGGGCCUCUUCAGGGUGGCCACCAAAGUCCCCGCUGGACUCCCCUCGUCAUGACCCACUGAC
Molecule: messenger RNA, 753 nt
Organism: Enhydra lutris kenyoni (northern sea otter)
Lineage: Eukaryota; Metazoa; Chordata; Mammalia; Carnivora; Mustelidae
Product: TNF superfamily member 9
Exons: 3
Coding region: 1-744 (247 amino acids)
Biological process (GO): positive regulation of activated T cell proliferation; immune response; positive regulation of cytotoxic T cell differentiation
Cellular component (GO): plasma membrane
Molecular function (GO): tumor necrosis factor receptor binding
Source: RefSeq, a predicted model, not a curated record